Molecule: messenger RNA, 570 nt
Organism: Penicillium arizonense
Lineage: Eukaryota; Fungi; Ascomycota; Eurotiomycetes; Eurotiales; Aspergillaceae
Exons: 2
Coding region: 1-570 (189 amino acids)
Source: RefSeq, a predicted model, not a curated record
AUGUUGCUGCCGCAGUUUGAGCUCUAUUGGGUUGUCUCCGUUACUCCCAGCAUGUACGGCACUCCUCUCCAGGGCCCACUACCCCAUUUCGUCUUCUAUUUGUUCCACGCUUUGACAAUCACCUGUCUAGCGCUCACGGUAGCCAGCAUCACGGCCGACAUGUCACCCUGGGCUAUGCAGAACCCCGACAUCAAAAUAAAAGUCGGCGUGAUUCUAUACAUUAUUUCAUGGGCGGUAAUGUGCCUCUUCUUGGCUAUUCUUGCCUGGCACCUCGACUCUCUCGAGAAAGGCGAGCAUCGCAUCCUAGUGGCCGUAACCAUCUCGGCGCCGUUUUUUCUUGUCCGCAUCCACUAUUCGGUUUUCAUGUGGUUCUCACACAACCCCGACUUUAGUCUGUUCAAGGGAAACGUCACUGUGAAGCUAGUAAUGUGUGUAUUGGAGGAGGUUGUAGUCGUUGUUGUGUGUUUGGCUAUUGGGAUGACCUUGCGCGUCCUGGGUAAGACUUCUUCUCGUGAAGAGGAAGCCGAUUCCUCCGGUCACCUCUUGGCUUCGUAUGCACCCAAACCCUAG